AGUUCGCUCAGCUGUUUGUUGCUGUUGUAGCGAAUUGUUUGUUGGUGGGGGAAGGGAUUCCCAGCGAUUGAUACCUUUUCUCUCUCCAAAUAAAUAGUGCAUCAGGAAGAAAUUCCUGAUCAUUUUCUCAAAAGUAAGUGUACCUGUGGAGCUGUUUGUGUGUGCCAAACGUUCUCAAUCAAAUUCAAUCGUAAGAACCAUCCAAGACCCUGUGUUUUUCAUUUCGCGAUGAAUUACUUACGCACAGCAUGCGAAAUUGCACGUACAUCGUCUGGCGUUUCGCGAUCGGCGACGCUGCUACGAUCACGUAGCACCACCACCGGUCGAUCGCUCUGUUCCCAGGUCGAGCAAAAGCCACAGCAACCGAAGCCUUCUCCCGCAGGAUCCGGCAGUAAUGGAUCGACCAUCAGCACACACACCCACUCACCGAAUGCGCUGGAGAAACGUAUGCUGGUGUUUACCAAGCGGUACAAAAGCAUCGAAGAUGUUCCUAACUUUGUUAGCCAGGAAAAGAUGGAGCGUGUUCGCAAUCAGGUGCGCAUCAAGAUUGCCAACUACAUGAUGAUUGCUACCGCGAUCGGGUGCAUCGUGAUGGUGAUUAGCGGCAAGAAGGCGCAGGAGCGCGGAGAAUCCGUCGCCAAGAUGAACCUCGACUGGCACAAGGAGUACAACGAGAAGGCCCGUGCCGAGGACGAAGCAUCGGUGGCAGCUGAGUCGAAGAAAAAAUAAGCUUCCCGUAAGGCUGUGCUGUUUCAAUCUGUAACGAACGUUUAAAGUGUGAAUUUUGUUUAGGCCCUAGCAGAACGAUUAAUCCAUCGUGUAAAUACACAACACAAGCUAUGUAAACAGCGUUUUAAGGCUUAUCGGCACCCACACGUA
Molecule: messenger RNA, 879 nt
Organism: Anopheles stephensi (Asian malaria mosquito)
Lineage: Eukaryota; Metazoa; Arthropoda; Insecta; Diptera; Culicidae
Product: UPF0389 protein CG9231-like
Exons: 3
Coding region: 229-729 (166 amino acids)
Source: RefSeq, a predicted model, not a curated record